AUGAAGUCAUUCGUUCAAGCUUUAUUAUUCACCACGGCCACCUGCGCCACCCUGCAACCUAGACAGUCCAACAGCGGUUGCUGUUUCCAGCUCACUUCGGUGGGAACGGUCAACGAGACUGUUCUAGAGGACCAUGUCGGUGAUUUAACCCUAGGCGGUAGUUUUCAACAAGGCGGGUUUUGUCUAGACAAGACGAGCAAGACCAUACAAGAUGGUCUGAAACAUUAUUGCUUCAUGAGAGCACCAGACUACCAGUUCGAGUGUUACCAAGGCGCCCUUGGUACCACUGCAUUCAAUGUUGCAUCUCCACAACCGGAUGGCAAGAUGUACCUAAACUAUAACAAUGGUUCUGGUACUUUUUAUGCUUGUCCGAUUGGUUUUGGCUCCGAGAAAACGUACGACAUCUACUCCACAGAAAAACCUGAUAAGGCCGGCUGUGUGUCGGUAGCAUUAGCACUCACAGGCGAAACCCCAGAGUGUUCUGCCGGCAACACCACUCUCACAACACGAUCCACAACCGUACAACCAACUCGAUCAUUACGACGUGAUUCUUCACUUCAAGCAUGCUCCAUUUCGCCGUCAGCGCCGUCACUUGCCCCCAGUGGAAUAAGACCUGGCAAUUCAUCUGACCCCAAUGGAGUAAAUGAGACCUCGGCAGAAGUCAUUAUCUCUCCGGAUAGCAGCCCAAUCUUCGAUUUCACUGUUCCUGAUGAUAUGGCCCGCUCGGCUUUCUCAGACUCUUCAUUGUGUGCCCUUCAAUUCCGUAUGCCAGUCUGCAACUCUCUUCCUGAAGGUUAUCCCUGCUACAGCUUCAGUGGAUUGGAACAAGAGGUUGUAUCAAACUCUGGUAUGACGUUCAGUCUUGUAUCGGGGGUUGGAGAAGCAUCAUGGAAUAACACAGAACUGCAUCAAAUAUUCCCUGGUGAUAACACCACCAUUGGGACAUUCGAAUGUGGUAAGAUAACCGGCGGCGAUCGAAAAUUAAGCUGGCAGGUCAACAGCGUCAGGGAUUUUUCUCUGAUUUUCCUACAAGCUGGAAUCGGCGAAGACGCGCAGUUCCAAGAUGGAAUAGGAGCUUGGGUUGUGCCUUGCCAAUAA
This is a messenger RNA of Hypoxylon trugodes, 1098 nucleotides long. RefSeq lists its product as uncharacterized. The record is from RefSeq and is a predicted model, not a curated record. Lineage: Eukaryota; Fungi; Ascomycota; Sordariomycetes; Xylariales; Hypoxylaceae. The transcript has a single exon. The coding region runs from base 1 to 1098 and encodes 365 amino acids.